This is a messenger RNA of Camellia sinensis, 2121 nucleotides long. Lineage: Eukaryota; Viridiplantae; Streptophyta; Magnoliopsida; Ericales; Theaceae. The record is from RefSeq and is a predicted model, not a curated record.
GCCAGAUGGUUCGUCUAAUCAUAUAUCAUCUCUCUUGAAAUGUCAACCAGAUUCCGGUAGUUUCACCGCCCGUACACACCUCCAACCGCCCAAUCUCUAUAUAUAUACCCACAUCACCAAAGUAUGUAGUUCACUUUCAUAUCAACACAACAAACCAGAGAAAGAACAAGAAGAAGAAGAAGAGAGACAAAGAUAGUUCAAAGAUUGACACAUAAUCAAAUCAAAGCAAUCUGUGUGUGGCCAUGGCAGAGGAAUUUCAAGCUGGUGUUUGCGGCACGACAACCUGGUGGAACAUGCCAAGAAGCUCACACGGGUUGUUGUCGCAGUGCUCCGUGGCCAUUAAUAAUGAUGUGGGAAGCUUUGGAUUUGGAUGGGCAAGUGAUGAUGACUUGGUGGACAUGAACAAAGCAAGGUCUGGUGGUGGUACUUCUACUGAUGAGUCUGGUGGUUCAGUUUGUGAUGGGUCGAUUGUGUUCCAAGACAUACUCAAACCUCACGGCGAGCAGCCGCCGCCGGAUUCCGGUGGCAAAGUUUUGAUGGAUUCCACCUUGCAAAUGAUGGGUAUUGGCCUUUCAUCAUCAUCUUCAUCAACAACCACAGAUUGGAACCAAACCCUACUUGGUGAUGGAAGAAGUGAAAGCAAUUAUCAAUCUUCUAUGCUGCAAGAAGACAUGAAUUCAAGGCUGAAUUUCAGGCAAGAAACAAGGAUUGAUUGUCCUCAAAUCCAAAGGGAGUGGAGUAUGAAGAACUUCUCAAUCGCCGGUGGACAAGAUUCAACUAUCAAUGAAUUCAAACCAGCGAAUCAAAGUUUGAAUUCUGAAAUCAGCUCUAGCCAAGGCUUGCCUGCUAGCUUUCCAAUGAGUUCAGCUUCAUUUGGUUACCCAUCAACAUUGUUGCAAACUCUAUUUGAUACUGAUCCUCAACCACAACAAUCUAUAUUCAACAACCGGUCCAUGAAUUAUCCAUCUUCCACAAAUUACGCGACAAAUUUGAAUGAAUUUUCACCUUCUUUGGCGAAAUUGUCUUCCUUGCUAGGCCCUUCACUUCCAAAACAACAACCCAUUAGUCCUUUGAACUCAACAAACAACGUGCCUUUCUGGAACGCCUCCACCGCGGCUCUGAAUGAUUUUCGUUUCUUAGCAUCAACAUUUGAUGAGAAAUCAAGUUGCCCCAACCUCGCAACAAAGCCUAAUAGUGAAGUGGUUCAAGACCCGGCUUCAGUUGUAAAGAAAAGCAGUAGUGAACCAGCUUUCAAAAAACAACGAAUUGAAACACCAUCACCAUUACCAACUUUUAAGGUCCGUAAAGAGAAGCUAGGGGACCGAAUAACUGCCCUCCAACAAUUGGUUUCACCUUUUGGAAAGACAGAUACUGCAUCAGUUCUCCAAGAAGCUAUUGAGUACAUUAAAUUCCUCCAUGAACAAGUCGGUGUUUUAAGAACUCCAUAUAUGAAAAAUGGAGCUCCCAUUCAACACCAAGAGACUUCUGAUAAAUUGAAGGAUUCUGAAGGGCCCAAACAAGACUUAAGAAGCCGAGGACUUUGUCUUGUGCCGAUAUCAAGCACCUAUCCAGUUGCCAAUGAGACAACAACUGAAUUCUGGACACCAACAUUUGGAGGAACAUUCAGGAGAUAGAGGAAGUUGGGGACAGAAUAUCUCAUGCCAGUAUUGUGUUGUUGUAAUAACUAAUAUAUUUGUUGUGAGCUAAAUUUAGCUGAAUUUUAGAUUAGUUCAGAGCUUAAUUUGUUGUUAGUUGAGCUAAAUUUAGCAGAUUGAAUUAAGGGACUGUUUCUUUAUGUAUUGUUGGGUUAGUUUGGUACCAGUUUUUUUGUUUAAGAGAAAGAGAAAAGAGGAAAAGAAGAAGUAACAAAGAGAGAUUAUUAUUUUAAAUUUAAGAAGAGGAAUGAGUGGGUGUGAGUGUGUGGCGCACAUUUGAUUGGGUCUCUAACUUUUGUAUUUUGAUUUAUUUAUUUGUUUAGAAUGUGGUAGUGGAAGUCAGAGGGCAGCCCACCAUUGUUCCUACUUUUCUAGGGUUUCUUAUAAUCUGAAAUGCAAGAUAGGGUUUUUGUGUGCUUGAGAGUGUGAGCAUGUGGGAACCCAUCAAGCUUUGUAUUGUUCUUUU